Camellia sinensis is the source of this 825-nucleotide messenger RNA. RefSeq lists its product as uncharacterized. The record is from RefSeq and is a predicted model, not a curated record. Lineage: Eukaryota; Viridiplantae; Streptophyta; Magnoliopsida; Ericales; Theaceae.
AUGAAAGAGUUCACUGUUGUACAUUGUAGGCCUACAUAUAGUCAACAUCAUAUACAUCCAUACGUGCGGUCGAAACGGAAAUACCUACCGUUCAAGGAUUGUAUCGGAGCCAUAGACAGAACACAUGUUAGUGCAUGGGUUACGAGGCUAGAUGCCGCAAUGUAUUUCGGUAGGAAAUACUGUCACACACAAAAUAUCAUGGCCACGUGCGAUUUUGACCUGUGUUUCAUCAUUGUUUCACUUGGAAGGGAAGGAAGUAUGCACGAUAGUUGCAUCUUCAAUGAGAUUGUAAUAAAUGACAAUGUCCCAUUUCCACAUCCUAAAGAAGGAAAAUGUUAUCUUGUCGAUGCUGGCUAUCCGAACCGGAUAGGUUACCUGGCACCUUUCAAAGGCAACCAUUACCACCACCAACAAUUCUGCAAUACUAAAGAGAAUAGGACAGCAAAUAACCCUAGGAAAUUAUUUAACAAAGUUUACUUGUCGUUACAUAGUGUGGUGGAACGGAGAUUUGGCAACUCGAAAAAUCGAUGGGGGUUUAUUAGAGACGUGCCUCGGUAUGAUUUUGCAAAUGUGCAAGUUCAGUUAGUCGAUGUGUCAAUGGCAUUACAUAAUUCUAUAUACCAAAAUACAGGCAAUCCAACAACUGUUAAUCCCUAUUUCAAUGAAGAAGAGGCCAUGGCUUUUGUGAAUGUCAUACCAGAAGUUGAACAUGACAAGGAUGGUUUAAUGGUUGGGGAUAAGGACCCGCAUAUGGCGUUGGUGGGACUUCGCAUACGGGACAAGUUAGUGUACAUGCGUAAUAACGACUAUUUAGGAAAUAUAUAA